GCAAGGAGCCACACAGUGACUAAAGUAAGAAGUGGGGAAGUUGCAGUAAGUUUAGUUACCAGGACAUUGCAUGGCAGAGCAGGUCAGUCCUGGAUCUUUAAGAGGCUCAGAGACAAGCACGGGAUGCCCUUCCUACAGCGCAAAGGAGCUUGGCUUCCUUAGGUGAAUGUCCCGGCGCUGCGACUACGAGUGAAGCUGUUGGUCUUGGGAGGGGAUAAAGCUGCGUGUAAAAAUGAGAAGAGAGGAGUGUACCAGAGUGCUAUGGAAGGCAGCAACUCUGUUGCUGUGACUUUUCUAAGCCUUCAAGGAAAUUCCAUGGAUUUGGACUGAAAUAAAGUUUUGGGAUGUCUCUGUUUGGAUUAAAAUUUGGAAAGAAGAAACUGAGAGAGGUAGAGAGACAACUUCAAGCAAACAACCGGGAUUUUAAUCUGCAGUUUGAAUAUGCUAACAAUUCAAUUAAAACAUCGAAAUACAACUUCUUCACUUUCCUGCCUCUCAACCUGUUUGAGCAGUUUCAGCGAAUAGCCAACGCUUACUUUCUUUUCUUGCUGAUUUUGCAGUUGAUUCCUCAGAUUUCCUCGUUGGCCUGGUUUACAACAGUGGUGCCCCUAGUGCUGGUGCUGGCUGUAUCGGGAGUCAAGGAUGCCAUCGAUGAUUUUAAUCGCCACAAAAGCGACAAGCACGUCAACAACCGCCCAGUCCAGGUCCUGAUCAAUGGCACGUUAAAGGAUGAAAAAUGGAUGAAUGUCCAAGUGGGGGAUAUAAUAAAACUAGAAAACAACAACUUUGUGACGGCUGAUCUACUGUUACUGUCAAGCAGUGAGCCACACAGCCUGACGUACAUCGAGACAGCUGAAUUGGAUGGUGAAACAAACCUGAAGGUGAAGCAGGCAUUGACAGUCACUGCAGAGCUUGGAGAAGAUCUUCAGAAACUGACAGAGUUCAAUGGUGAAGUAAAAUGUGAGGCACCAAAUAACAAACUGGAUAAGUUCACAGGAACUCUUACUCUUCGAGGAGAGAAGUAUGCCCUGGACAAUGAGAAGAUGUUGCUGAGGGGCUGCAUUAUUAGGAACACAGAAUGGUGCUUUGGCCUUGUGAUUUAUGCUGGGCCAGACACCAAACUAAUGCAGAACAGUGGAAAAACAACUUUUAAACGGACAAGCAUUGAUCGGCUCAUGAAUGUCCUUGUGUUACUGAUCUUUGCAUUUCUAGCACUGAUGUGUCUUAUUCUGGCCAUUGGCAAUGGCAUUUGGGAGUAUGAUAAAGGCUACUACUUCCAAGUCUACCUGCCAUGGGCAGAAGGUGUCAACUCUGCCUCCUACUCGGGCUUCCUCAUGUUCUGGUCAUAUGUGAUCAUACUAAACACAGUGGUGCCCAUUUCACUCUAUGUCAGUGUAGAGAUCAUACGCUUGGGUAACAGUUUCUACAUUGACUGGGACCGUAAAAUGUAUUAUCCACCGAAGGACACACCGGCUCAGGCCCGUACCACUACACUCAAUGAAGAGCUGGGGCAGAUCAAGUACAUCUUCUCAGACAAAACAGGAACUCUCACUCAGAACAUCAUGUGUUUCAAUAAGUGCUCCAUCAACGGCAAAUCCUAUGGUGAUGUGUACGAUAUGUCUGGGCAAAGGAUAGAAAUAAAUGAGAAGACAGAGAAGGUUGAUUUCUCUUACAACCAGUUAGCUGACCCGAAGUUUGCAUUCUAUGACCAUAGCCUGGUUGAAGCAGUGAAGCUGGGUGACAUCCCAACACACAGGUUCUUCCGGCUACUCUCACUCUGUCACACUGUGAUGCCAGAAGAGAAGAAGGAAGGUAACUUGGUGUAUCAGGCCCAAUCCCCUGAUGAGGGAGCCCUCGUCACUGCUGCCAGAAACUUUGGAUUUGUAUUCCGGGCUCGCACGCCAGAGACCAUCACCAUUGUGGAAAUGGGAGAAACAAAAGUCUACAAACUCCUGGCUAUUCUUGACUUCAACAAUGUUCGCAAGAGAAUGUCUGUUAUUGUGCGGAGCCCAGAAGGUGACUUGACUUUGUACUGCAAGGGGGCUGACACCAUUCUUUAUGAACUGAUUCAUUCAUCCUGCGACUCUCUAAAAGAAGAGACCACAGAACACCUGAACGAGUUUGCUGGUGAAGGUCUGAGGACACUCGUGGUGGCUUAUAAAAACUUGGAUGAAGAAUACUUUCAGGACUGGAUCAGGCGUCACCAUGAAGCAAGCACUGCCUUGGAAGGACGGGAAGAUAAACUGUCGGAGUUAUACGAAGAGAUUGAAAAAGACCUCAUGCUUCUAGGUGCUACAGCGAUUGAGGACAAGUUACAGGAUGGAGUCCCACAGACAAUUGAGACUCUUGCCAGAGCCAGCAUUAAGAUAUGGGUUCUCACUGGAGACAAGCAAGAGACAGCAAUGAAUAUCAGUUACUCCUGCAACUUGCUGAAUGAUGACAUGGACGAUGUUUUCGUUAUUGAAGGCAGCACAUCUGAUGACGUGCUUAAGGAGCUGAGGGAUGCAAGGAAAAAGAUGAAGCCAGACUCCUUCCUGGACAGUGAUGAAAUCAACAUUCAGUUUGAAAAAUCAUCAAAAAUCCCCAAAGUUUUACCUGAUGAGCAAGCAAACGGGGUGUAUGGUCUGGUUAUCACCGGCCACAGCCUGGCUUACGGGCUGGAAGAGAAUCUGGAGCUGGAGCUGGUGAGAACUGCUUGCAUGUGCAAAGUGGUGAUUUGCUGCCGGGUGACCCCACUGCAGAAGGCCCAGGUGGUGGAGCUGGUGAAGAAGUACAAGAAGGCUGUGACCUUGGCAAUUGGAGAUGGCGCCAAUGAUGUCAGCAUGAUCAAAACUGCCCACAUUGGGGUUGGUAUCAGUGGCCAGGAGGGGAUGCAGGCAGUCUUGUCCAGUGACUUCUCCUUUGCACAGUUCCGCUACCUGCAGCGCCUGCUUUUGGUCCAUGGCCGGUGGUCCUACAUCCGCAUGUGCAAGUUCCUCAAAUACUUCUUCUACAAGAAUUUUGCCUUCACAUUAGUGCAUUUCUGGUAUGGAUUCUUCUCUGGCUUCUCAGCACAGACUGUCUAUGAUGAGUGGUUCAUUACGCUUUACAAUUUGGUAUAUACCUCCCUCCCAGUGCUAGGAAUGAGCCUCUUUGAUCAGGAUGUGGAUGAUCGUUGGAGCUUGCUGUUUCCUCAGCUUUAUGUGCCUGGCCAACAAAACCUCUACUUUAACAAAAUGGUGUUUGUCAAGUGCAUGUUUCAAGGGAUCUACAGUUCCCUCAUUCUUUUCUUCAUCCCCUAUGGGGCCAUGUACAAUACAGUGAGAAGUGAUGGGAAGGCUAUUGCUGACUACCAGUCCUUUGCGCUGAUGGUCCAGACUUGCUUAUUGAUUGUGGUUUCUGUACAGAUCUGCUUGGACACUUCUUACUGGACAGUUGUGAACCAGUUCUUCAUCUGGGGCAGCCUUUCUGUUUACUUUGCUAUCACCUUCACCAUGUAUAGUGACGGCAUGUACAUGAUCUUCACAGCCUCCUUUCCCUUUGUUGGUACAGCUCGAAACACUCUCAGCCAACCCAACGUGUGGCUAGCAAUCUUCCUCAGCAUCACCCUCUGUGUGCUGCCUGUAGUUGGCUUUCGAUUCCUGAAGACUCAGUUAAGGCCAACUCCCAGUGAUAAAGUCCUGCUCAAGAUCAAAGAAGCCAAAAAGCGGCCGCCUCCACCCUCACCCAGGAGACACCUGCGUCGAACCAGCACCCGCCGCUCUGGCUAUGCCUUUGCCCAUCAGCACGGCUUUGGGGCACUCAUUAUGUCUGGGAGAAACAUGCGGCCAAAAUCACCUUUUGCCGCGACGGGAACAUUUUCACCGAAUAGUGACAAACAUAAGCACAAAGGAUUGUAAAAAAAAAAAACAAAAAACAAAAAACAACCAACCCAAAACAGAAAAAAAAAAAAACCAAAGAAACAUGAAAACCAGCAACACAAACCAAAGUGAAGGGCUGUCAGGAGGGGGGGCUGUGCUCCCUGCAAAGCACAGAGGCAGUGGCUGCCCAGAGCCCUGCCCUCCAGGAUACCAAAUCAAGAACGUGCGCCUUUUUCACCCAGGUUCAGCCUCUGACUCCAGCUUCUCUUCCAAAGACAUGUGCUGCUGCCAAGGGAAUGCCGGCAGAAUGCAUUAGAGAUGUUGUAGGUAUUCCAGAGGGCCUCCCUGGAAUGACAGAGAACAUCCUGCAGGAGGCAUCUCUGCUCCCUGAGAUAGUUCAUGGUGAUUACUUUACAUUUUUCUCCCUUUAACUACAUACCUCAGAGCAAAGAGAAGUCUAGGCUGAGGAAAAGGCUGAAUUGGUGAUGUCCUUCUCAUCUAUGUGCCUUUGUUUCUAUCGUGAGUAGACUCUGGGCUGUAUUACUGGGGUGACAGUGUUGACCCCAGGUGUGCCUUAGGUCCAGCUGCAGAACCCCCAUGUAAUAUGUGUAAUUUUGUGGCCUUUUGACUGUACGCAGACACUUUGGAAGGCACGCGUUGCAAUGGACUCCUUCCAAACAGUUAAUCCCGUUUCUCAUGAGAUGGCCAGCGCCCAAGCACCACCCUCUUUCUGCAUCUGCAGUCAGGAAGUGCUUAGAGAAACCCUUAGUUGGUCAAGGGACGAGGACUUGACAUUCAUCAGCCUGUCCUUUUUUUAUCUGCAUUGCAAAUCUGCUCUUGCAAAAGGUCAUUGUCCCUAGAACUCUCUCAGGUUCUGUAGCAGGUCACCAGCCAUUUCAUUUAGACUUUAGGUAAAAGGGCAGAAGCAUCUCAGGCUCCCAUGAGGCAAUAAAGCCUGGCCCUGAGAAGCCCGUGUUGUGCUUAGGGCUCAUCUGAUCUGCCAGCACUGGGUGUCUCCCCCACCAUAGCAGACUGAGGCACACGCACGUCUGACUCGAUGGAGGUCACACAAGCAGUAUCAGAGGCAGAGAUGCUAUUUCACGGCUAGCACAGGGUGUCCUGCCCUUUACCCCUCCCUGUCCUCCACCGGUGCUGUGGCUCAGCAUAAGGGAUGAAGCGUGACUUGAUGACUCCUUCACCCUUCCCCUUGAGCCGUGUGGUGGAGUGUCAGAGGAUCUCAGUGAGGGCUCAGGAGACCCUGCAGAGUUUCUGUGUACUGGGUAGUAUUUUAUUUAGGAACAGUUCAUCUGUCAUUAUGAGCUUCAGAGAGCUGUAAAUGCUCAGUCUGACUGCCAGCAGAGGGACCAGGGAUGCGCAGGCACAGCCGAAGUCAGAGGGACUGGGCUUUGCUGGCUGUAUUUUUAUACUAUGUCCAUCAUCAGUGGGGUUACUGGGUGGAAGGACAGUGUGUCAGUGUGAGAGCUUGUCCUACCAGCACUGCUGAGCUCUCUAAAUGAAGCUUUUAUGUGCAAAGGACUAAGCAGCGUUAGCUGGUGGUUUAUUUUUUUCAGCUCCUUUAUGCAGAUUUAGAUUCCUUGUUCUGAAUUGGGGUUUUUUUUGCAUGGUAACCAUCUGGUAUUUAUUGGGAGUUCUCGGCAUUAAGAGUCUCUGAACUAUCGGUGGAGGCAGUAUGUGAUGGCAACAGGCCAGCCGCGUCCCCAUUUCAUCCAGUCUGCGUAUAACACCUUGUGGCCUGUGGUCCCAGUUUCAGCAGUUUCUAUGUAAAGAUUGUUUAAGCUCCAUAAGCUUUAAGUUUCUAUGUAAAGAUUGUUUAACUUGGCCCAGAAAAAUACCCAAGUCUAUUGCACCUGCUGCUUUUGGGGAGGCUCGGUGCAAACUGUGGCAUUGGAUUUCAGCAGUCACUGCAAAACUAGAGCUGGGAGUGGAUGCAGGCUUCAGUGGCCAGGAGCUGCUUGAUAAGGAAGGAGCAGAUGCUAAUCUGGCCAUCUCCCCUGCAAGCAGAUACCUAAGUAAAGUGAGAGCCUGCAGCCCCACUGGUGCUUGUCACCUCCCUCUGAUUUACCAUUCACUUCGCAGAGACAAUCAUGGCUUUCUGAUGAAGAUUAUGUCUGUCGAAGUCAGCCACCCCGGGGCUAGAGGCAAAAGGGGAGUCUAUGCAGGCAAGCAGAUGUCCCCACGAUACCCAGACUGCUCUGGGUGGGCUGAGAGUCCUACCGAAGUUGUUCCUAGCAUGUAGUGCAGAGCAAUAUAACGCAGGGCACCACAAGCAGAUCUUCUACGGGCAGGGCAAGGCAACUCUGAGACUGUGUCACUCUUCUCAUACAGUUUAUGUACAAGGCACUCACCUUCUGGCUGAAGGGGAUUUGUAAAUACUGCCUAGGACAUGCUGGGGAUAAUAGAGCUGUUGGUGAGCUUGCUCCACAUACAAAUAUUUCAGUGGUUUGACAAGAUCAGCAUUUGAAACACAUCACCUGGCAGUGAUGUCUGUCCUACAUCACUCCUGAAUUUGUAAAAUGAUUUCUUUUUAAAGAAUAAAAUGAUAAUAUUAGGAUGACCAA
Messenger RNA from Pezoporus flaviventris, 6418 nucleotides. RefSeq names its product phospholipid-transporting ATPase FetA-like. The coding region runs from base 345 to 3878 and encodes 1177 amino acids. Gene Ontology annotation, molecular function: ATP binding; magnesium ion binding; ATPase-coupled intramembrane lipid carrier activity. NCBI's taxonomy places the organism in Eukaryota, Metazoa, Chordata, Aves, Psittaciformes, Psittacidae. The record is from RefSeq and is a predicted model, not a curated record. The transcript has 28 exons. Gene Ontology annotation, biological process: Golgi organization; phospholipid translocation. Gene Ontology annotation, cellular component: plasma membrane.